AUGGAGGAGCAGCCGAAGGAGGGCGAGGCCGAGGGCGAGGAGCACUGGUUCUCUAAGUGGGAGCGCCAGUGCCUGGCCGAGGCAGAGCAGGAAGAGGAGUUGCACCCCGAUAUGCAGGAGGAGGCGACCCCUGAGGCGGCGGGGCUCAAGAGCGAGAAGCAGAAGCUGUGGCACCUCUUCCAGAACUCAGCUACCGCUGUGGCCCAGCUCUACAAGGAUACGGGGUGCCAACAGCCAGGACUCUCCUUGUGGGACCCCUUCCAGAGUGCGGCCAUGGCCGUGACCAGCCUCUACAAAGAGAGCGGGGAUGCCCACCAACGAAGUUUUGACCUGGGCGUCCAGGUUGGCAACCAUCGUCGCGUCAAAGAUGUGCUGGAAUGGGUGAAAAAGGGCCGGAGCACCAUCCUUCGAGAAGAUCUGAUUAGCUUCCUGUGUGGCAAGGUGCCCCCCGCGACUCUGCCGCCGCGCACCCCGAGGGCGCCCCCGAAGCCACCCGCCGGGGCCCCCAGCCAGGCCGCGGCCACCGAAUCCGGCUCGUCGGUGGACGUUGACCUGCAGCCGUUCCACGAGGCCAUCGCCCUGCACGGCCUCAGCGGUGCCAUGGCCAGCAUCAGCGUGCAAUCUGGAGCGCCCGGCUCCCCGCCUCAAGGCAGCGGUGUGGCCGGCGACGGCCACCGAAGAAGUAGCUUCCUCGAGGACAACUCGAACCCCAUCGACUCCGAAGAAGUGGCCCUCCACCUGGACAGUGGGGGGACCCGCAAGCGCACCUCGGCCCAGUGUGGUGAUGGCGACACAGACUCCCCAACCCACAAGCGCAACCGAAUGAUCUAAACUGAUCUAAACCACCUCGUGGGUCGCCAGCCACCAUAUUGCUCGGCCAUCAACUUGCUCGUCAAAAGGGUUCUUGAGACUGUCUCUUCCUUCUCUAAGUUAAACAAAGAGUUCUAUCAGUUUGCCACAAAGAAACUUUAAAAGUAUACCAGGACAGGCAUCGUUAUGAUUCUGACUUUCCCAAAAAUAUAAUACUAGCAGAGAACAAGUAUUAUGUAGUAGUUAGCAAGACCGUUUAAUGCAGAAGUAUCCGGUCAAGCGGGAGCUUGGUUUAUCUUGUUCACAGUUAUAUUUCUUAGCAUCUGGC
Messenger RNA from Lagenorhynchus albirostris (white-beaked dolphin), 1138 nucleotides. It is a transcript of the gene HAPSTR2, whose product is annotated as HUWE1 associated protein modifying stress responses 2. The transcript has a single exon. Lineage: Eukaryota; Metazoa; Chordata; Mammalia; Artiodactyla; Delphinidae. Bases 1 to 831 code for a protein of 276 amino acids. The record is from RefSeq and is a predicted model, not a curated record.